Cornus florida is the source of this 6912-nucleotide messenger RNA. RefSeq names its product probable disease resistance protein At4g27220. The transcript is spliced from 9 exons. Bases 794 to 5440 code for a protein of 1548 amino acids. Lineage: Eukaryota; Viridiplantae; Streptophyta; Magnoliopsida; Cornales; Cornaceae. Gene Ontology annotation, molecular function: ADP binding. The record is from RefSeq and is a predicted model, not a curated record.
GAAUCCAUCUUUUAUUUACAAUCAUACAAGGAGGGGUGUGCAUUUUUGAAAAUCUAAAAUAAUUUCUCAACCCUCGCCCCCACAACGCCGGCGCCUACGACACCUUCGCCUCUCUAACUGCUCCGUUCACCAUCACCGCCCUCAAAUAUAUCUCCAUUCUCACCAAUCUUGAGGUCCAUCCAUCAUUCUUGGACACUUGAAGAAGCUCAAAGCAAUAGGCAUCACUCACUCCUCUCUCUCAGGUAGCUUCCCAAAAACUGCAUUUGAACAUUAAUUGCAUGGAGUUGUCACAAUGCCAGAAGAAGACAGCGUAACUAGCAUCAUGCAUGACGUCAGCAUCAAUCAGCCAGAAUAAUUGAGUCUAGUUGUACAUGGUCCACCUUUAAAAUGUAAGGACCAUUUCUUUUUCAGAGUCGGUGGGUUGUCCCCCACUACUUUUAUCUUUAAGUCGUCGAUGGGGCCCAAUGAGCACCCGGAAUUAUUUUCGGAAUUGAAACCCUUUGAAAUCGGUGUCUUCAGAUUGAAAGCAGAGAGAACUAGAGCAGAGCACAAACAAACUCAAGAGCAAACUUGCUUCAAUCUUUGAGUCUUUGUAGUUCAGUAAUUUCAGAAAUAAUAUUUUGAACAUGUUGAUGGAAUUGAGACACCUUACUCGCUCGGCCCCAACAAAACUUUAAGCUUGUUAGAGACUUGUCGGGGUGGUGGAAUUAAGCAAGCAAUCUGAAUCAAAGUAGUUCUAUCCCAUCAAAUCCUUAAGCUUGUUAAAGGAAAAAAGGUAGCUAGUGAGCUGAAAAUGGAAUGUGCCAUUGUUAAUGCUGUGGUGGGCAAGAUGGUAGAGUUACUUACUGGGUGCUUCUUGACAUCCACUGGGCGUCAAAUUGGUCAUGUGGUUCAUUACAAGAAAAAUAUGGAUGACCUUGAUGCUAAAGUCGAAAAUCUUCGAGGCUUGAGGGACAAGAUCAAAGAAAAAGUCGUUACUGCUGAGAACAGUGCGGAAGUCAUUGAAGAGGCUGUUUCGCAAUGGCUAACGGAUGUGAGUAAAAAGGAGGAAGACUUGGAAAGAAUAUUGGUAGACAAAAGAAACAUCAAGUCAUGUUUUAAUGUUUGUUCAAGGUAUCGGCUUAGUAAGGAAGGUAAAGAAUUGUCGUCUGGUCUUUCUGGGCUAAUAGAUGUUGGCGACAAGUUUGAAACAGUUGCACACCCUGCUAUUUGGUACACAGCUACCACAAAUUUUGAGCAGUUUGAAUCCAGAUUAUCUGUUCAUGAACAGAUCAUACAGGCGUUGACAGACCAUAAAAAUUACUACAUUGGGAUACAUGGAAUGCCAGGUACCGGAAAGACAAGAAUGGUGGAAGAAAUCGCAAAACAGGCUAAAAAAAACAACUUUUUUGAUGAGGUUGCCAAGGCAGUCUUCUCCCAAACUCCAAAUUUGGAAAAAAUUCAAAAAGAGCUUGCAGACUGUUUAAAUCUGUCAUUCAACACAGACACUGAAGUUGGGAGAAAGGGGGAGUUGUCCAACAGAUUGAAAAGGGGGAAAAAAAUCCUUGUAGUAAUUGAUGAUAUUUGGGAUGAUUUUGAGUUGGAGAAGAUAGGAAUCCCAUCUAAUGAUAAUCAUAUCAAGGGCUGCAAAGUUUUGUUAACCUCUAGGAGAGAAGAUGUGUUCAUUAAGAUGGGGGUUCUAAAACGCUUUCCAAUUGGACUUCUACAGCAAGAUGAAGCAUGGAUCCUGUUUAAGAAAACGGUGGGAGAUUUUAUUGAAUCUCCUCAUGAAAUUCAUUCUGUUGCAAAACAAGUGUGUGGAGAAUGUGGUCGUUUACCCUUGGCAAUUCUUGUUGUUGGAGCAUCACUAAGGGAUCAAAAAGAAAAGCCUGCUUGGGAUGAUGCACUUUCACAAUUGAACAAUUGUCGAGGUGAUAACAUUGAGGGAAUAUACGAAAAACUUUAUUCACGCAUAGAGUGGAGUUACAAUUAUCUAAAGCAGACAGAUGUUAAGUCUUGCUUUCUACGUUGUUCUAUGUAUCCAGAAGAUUUUGAAAUUCCGAUUGAUGAUUUGGUGAUGUAUGGAGUGGGAACGAGGUUUCUCGAGGACAGCUCGUAUACAAUGAAAACAGCUAGAGAUAGAAUUCAUGUGUUGGUUGGUAUCUUGAAGAGAUCUCAUUUGCUGUUAGAAGGUAAAAGUAAGGAGUUCGUCAAAAUGCAUGACAUUAUUCGAGAUGUUGCAAUCACAUUUGCAUCAAGAGAGGGAUUUCUAGCAAAAAUAGGUGUACCAAGGUGGCCAGAGAAAGAUGAAUAUGAAUCCCGCAAGGUAAUCUCAUUGAUAUCUGAAAAUAUUUGUGUGCUCCCCUGUCAGUUGGAAUGUCCAGAACUGCGCACUUUGCUAUUGGCAUGCCGCGCUGAUCCUAAAGCACAAGUUCCAGAUAGCUUUUUUAAACGGACUGAAAAGGUUGAAGUUUUAGAUUUGUAUCUAGUUCAGCUGCCAUCAUCACUUCUAAAUCUGGUCAACCUUCGGAUGUUGCGUCUAUAUGGCUGUGAAAAGGUCAACCUAGCUUCUCUCAAGAAAUUAAGAAAUCUUGAGAUCCUAAGCAUUGCUGAUUCUGAUCUCAAAGAGAUGGCUGUGGAAGUAGGACAGUUGACUGGCUUACGGUGGUUGGAUUUAAGGAAAUGUGAAAAGCUCGAGAUGAUUCCAUCAGGUGUCAUAAAAGGUCUAUCCAACAUGGAAGAAUUGUACAUUCCACCCAACUUUGUGGGAUGGGGGGAUGAAGGGAGUGUAGGGCUUGAUGAACUUAAGUCAUUGACUCACUUAACCACUUUACAAAUUCACAUAGGAGAUGGCAUGGUACUGCCCAAUGAGCUCAGUUUUGAGUUGUUGAACAGAUUUAAAAUAUCGGUUGGGAGGACUCAGGGUUUUGAAUAUGGUGAAGAAAACUUGGGAGCAAGGAUCUUGAGACUUGAUUCUGUUACUUUGAGGAAGGAAUUUAAUGUUUUGAUGGAGAAAGCUGAAGUACUUUUUCUAAGCAGCCUGAAAGGUUUAAAGAAUGUGCUUCACUAUGGAGAUGGAAAGGGGUUUCUGGACUUGAAAUAUCUUCAAAUUAGGGACUGCAGUGACAUGGAACAUCUACUUGGCAGACUAAAAAGGAAUUUACAAACUCAGGGUUCUUUCUGCAAAUUAAGUGUGCUAAUAGUUGAAGGUUGUACUUGGAAAUUUCUGUUUUAUUCAUCCACAGCAAGAGCUCUUCCACAACUCCAAAAAUUACAUAUAUCAGGAUGCAGAAUCAUGGAAGAAAUAAUUCUAGAGGAUGAGGAAGUAAUGGAUAAAGAUAUUUUUCAUCAAUUAAAGAAAAUGAGGUUGUAUGAUCUGCCAAUCCUCAGAAGCAUCUGCUCCAAUACGAAGAAAACGUCAACUACAGAGUGCAAUACUUCCGCCCUUGCACAAGCUCUCUUUAAUGAAAAGGUUUCAUUCCCUGCAUUGGAGAAAUUGAGGAUAGAAAAAUUGGAAAGUAUUACAGCAAUAUGGGAAAACCAAUUAUUCCAAGGUUCGGAAGCAAAAGAAAAAUCCUUCCAGCAGGUAAGUCGCAUAACGAUAGAAGAAUGUAAGAAACUGGUGAAUGUGAUACCCUCCACUUUGAUUUCAAGGUUACAGAAUCUGGAAAUACUCAGUGUUAACCGGUGUGAUUCAGUGGUAUCAUUAGUUGAAGUGCGUACGGUUGAAAAAGGGUCAGCAACAAGAGCACCAGAAAUUGAACUACCUCGGUUAAAAUCAAUGUAUCUUGAGUCACUACCUAUGCUGAUGCUCAUGGGUUUGAACAGAAAGGAACAUCCUGAUCACAGACUUGGUGCCUAUUCAAACCUAACAUCUCUCAGGAUUCGUCACUGUCAUAGUUUGAGAAAUGUAUUCUCAUCAUCUAUGGCAAGAAAUCUUGGGCAGCUACAAGAUUUGGCAGUAAUAGACUGUGCGUGCAUAGAAGAGAUAAUUGCAUUUGAAACGGGAGAAGGAAAAGAAGAGGUAAGGAAUGAUGAGAUUAUUGUGUUCCCUCAAUUAAGCACAAUGAGUCUACUUCAAUUGUCAAACCUCAAAAGUUUCUGUGGAUCCAAAAAAGCAGCAGUUGAUGAUGACAAUAUUCCCCAAGUAGAAGCCCUCUUCAAUUACAAGGUCAAAUUUCCUUGUUUGGAGAACUUUCAAUAUGAGAUGAACCACAAUGUAAAGCAGAUAUGGAACAACACAGUUCCAACCGAGUCUUUUUGCAAACUGAAAACUCUGAUUGUGGAAUAUUGUUCCCAACUACAAAGUGUUGCUCCAUCAAAAUUGCUUGAAAGUUUUCAGGACCUAGAAGAACUUCGCAUAAAUUGUUGUUGGUCCCUGGAAGAGGUAUUUAAAGUUGAAGGGGGUUCAAAUGCCGAGGAAGGAAUAGUUGCAAGAGAUAAAGAUAUACAAAAAGAAUUGGAGACCAUUUCUGAAUUGCCAUCCUUAGUAAACAUGACAAUAAUGGGCUGUCCCAACUUGAAAUCUGCAGCUUUCUUUUUCUCCAAAGAAAAGGUUGCUUUUCCUGUCUUGGAACAUUUGGCACUCUCCGAUGGAAGCAUCUUUGAAGAUAUUUGUUAUGGCCGUGUCCCAGCAGGAUCAUUUGGUAGAGUAAGAGUGUUGAAGGUGUAUCAGUGGGACAUGUUAGUGAAUGUUUCUGCUCUGCUACAGAGGUUUGAAGUUGUUGAAGAACUCACUCUGUUAAAUUGCUCUUCAUUAGAAGUUGUCUUCAACCUUGAAGGACUUGAAGACAAAGAAAGAGGUGCAACAAUGUCUUCUCAAAUAACAAAGUUGCAAUUAGAUCAUUUACCCAAAUUGGUGCAUCUUGGAAUAAUGGACUCCCAGGGACUUCUGGCCUUUCACGACCUAAGAUCUUUAAUUGUUGUAUCUUGCGAUAGCCUGAAAUAUUUAUUCUCACUUUCAAUGGCAAGAAACCUCACAAAUAUUGAACAUCUGAUUGUUGCUGAUUGUGCUGCGAUUGAAGAAAUAAUAAAAAAUGAAGAUCAAAGUGGAAAGGAUGACGACAUGGAUGAAAUUGUGUUUCCCAAGUUGCAGUCUAUAGAGCUCUGCCAACUAGCAAACCUCACAAGUUUUUGCUGGGCAAAUAAUGCUGUUAAAAUGCCAUCCCUACAGCAUGUUAGGCUGAACAAAUGUCCCAAAAUGCAUACAUUCACAUCUGGACGGAUAAGCACACCUGUGAUAGAAGUAUUUAAAGAAAUGUAUGGCUCAGAACAAAAAGUUAGUGACCUCAAUAACUACUACGUACAACAGCACCUUCAAGAAAGGAAAGGUAACUAUGGAAAUGUCUUCUCAAAUAACAAAGUUGCAUUUACCCAAAUUGGUGCACCUUGGAAUGAUAGACUCCCAGGGACUUCUGCCCUUUCACGACCUAAGAUCUUUAACAGAUCAAUAUUGCCAUAGCCUGAAAUAUUUAUUCUCACUCUCAAUGGCAAGAAAUCUCACAAAUAUUGAACAUCUGAGCGUUGCUUAUUGUGAUGCGAUUGAAGAAAUAAUAAAAAAUGAAGAUCAAGGUGGAAAGGAUGACGACAUGGAUGAAAUUGUGUUUCCCAAGUUGCAGUCUAUAAAGCUCUGCCAACUAGCAAACCUCACAAGUUUUUGCUGGGCAAAUAAUGCUGUUAAAAUGCCAUCCCUACAGCAUGUUACGCUGGACAAAUGUCCCAAAAUGCAUACAUUCACAUCUGGACGGAUAAGCAGACCUGUGAUAGAAGUAUAUAAAGAAAUGUAUGGCUCAGAACAAAAAGUUAGUGACCUCAAUAACUACUACGUACAACAGCACCUUCAAGAAAGGAAAGAAACAAGUGUCGCAAGUCUUAGAGAAGAAAUCGAGGAAGAUGAUGAAGAUCAUAUUCUGCUUAAGGAGUAAUGUAAGCCAAUUAAUCAAUAGAGAUUGAACUGGACAAGUGGACCAGAGAUCGAAGUGUUUAGGUGAAGCAGAUCUUGUGAGAAGCAGAUCUGUUGACGGAGCUAACUGAGGACCUAAAGAUCGACUUGAGUGGAGAGUUUGGCUAGGGUUUGGGAACUGAUAAUCUAGUUACAACUUCUUUGUGUUUUUUUUUUUUUUUUUCAUUUAGUGGAUUUGAUCUCUCUAUGUUACGUCCAAUGUUUUUUCUCUUAGAUUUUUCACGUAUAAAUCUCGCUAUCUAUUGUGUUUCUUAUUUCACUACUUUUAUAUGGCAUGUUUGGUUGCUCGCCAAUUUAAUUGCAUGAUGGAUUAAGUGACUUGAUAGUUUAUGCUUUACUUUAACUCUUGGAUUGUUGAAAAUUUAGUUAAAAUUCAAAAUUUAGUUAAAGUUAGUUAAUUUAGUUAUCAGUUAAAGUUCAAAUUUUUAUGCUUUGCUCCAUUAAUUGUAUGCUCUGUAGUUAUGUAAUGAUUUUGAGUUACUUGCGGAGAUAUAUUUGUUUAGUGAAUUUGAUUUAUUUUUUAUAUUGUUCAUUUUUGGUCCAGAGUCCAGACCAGUCAGCCUCUGUCAAUUGGAAGUGGAAGUGAGCUCACAAACCCAUCCAAGUGACUGAAGAUAAACGGUGGUGGAUCCAAUCCUCUGGGUUCCCUCUUGCUAAUGCCAACUUAAUUAACAAAUUGAAGGGGCACCAAAAUGGUAUUUAGGGAUACCGAAAUUGAACGCUUCAUAUGAUUUAUUAUUUUUGUUACAAUGUGUUAGCUUUAUUUUCUUCCAUAUUCCUUUUCUGCUCAAGUGUGAAUUGUUAGUUCGUGGUGUUGAAGAUUGUUUUACCUAUGGUUGAAGUUUUUUUUUUUUUUCUUCAUUUGUUCUUCUUGAGUGAUAUCAGUUUUUCUAUAUGUUUAAUACAUUGUGACUAAUUAAUUGCUGAACAAUUUUAAUAUUUCUAAUACUUAGUUAUGAUUUCUCAGUUAA